GUGUUGUCCUGAGGGAAGUCGACAUUCCACAGGAGUCGAGCUGUCGCUGUCAGCUGAUCGUGUUGUCUUCUCCGUCACGUCAUUAAACCAACUAUAUCAAGAUGUCUUACGCUUAUUUAUUUAAGUACAUCAUUAUCGGAGAUACGGGUGUUGGGAAGUCAUGCCUCCUGCUCCAGUUCACAGACAAGCGCUUCCAGCCCGUCCAUGACCUCACCAUUGGAGUGGAGUUUGGUGCGCGCAUGAUCACCAUCGACAACAAACAAAUCAAACUGCAAAUCUGGGACACAGCUGGCCAGGAGGCGUUUAGGUCCAUCACCAGGUCAUAUUACCGAGGAGCUGCUGGUGCGCUUCUUGUUUACGACAUCACACGCCGGGAGACUUUUAACCACCUGACACAGUGGCUGGAGGAUGCUCGGCAGCACUCUAAUUCCAAUAUGGUCAUCAUGCUCAUUGGAAACAAGAGUGACCUGGAGUCGCGACGAGAGGUGAAGCGCGAGGAGGGAGAGGCAUUUGCCCGCGAGCACGGCCUUGUCUUCAUGGAAACAUCAGCCAAGACAGCCGCCAAUGUGGAGGAAGCCUUCAUCAACACAGCAAGGGAAAUCUAUGAAAAGAUCCAGGAGGGCGUGUUUGAUGUUCAUAAUGAGGCUAACGGUAUCAAAAUCGGACCCCAGCAUUCCCCCAGUGGAGCAGGGUUGACGGGUAACCAGGGCGCCGCAGGAGGCCAGGGAGGAGGAUGUUGCUAAUCCGUGAGGAGCCCCUCCCCUCCCCUCCUUCACCCCACCCCCUUGGAUGACAGUGGGCAGGGGCAAGGACCUGAUGUAGAGAAGACUUUUUAAAAAGAAAUAAAAAGGGAGAUGUGGGAGUGCCCCCCCUUCCCUCCCCUGGCCCCCCUUUGCCUUGGGCAGGGAGGGGGGAGGUCCCAGGUUCUUUCUUUUCUGACAGCUACUUCAACCUACCAGGAAAGCACGAGCCGGAGUGCUUGGCAGAGAACGGGCAUGAUGGAAGCAGAAUCAAGCUGUCACACUGAUCAGCAUCUUCCUUUCUGUGUCCACCUUUAAGCAGCAGCCAUCAAAACACUCAGCAACUCUGCACUUGAGCCCAGCCCUCUCGCUUGCUGCCUUGCCAAAAGGAGGAACUUGGAGAGAUUGUACAUUUUGUGCAGUGUACAUUUCGUGUAUAUUUUGAUUGUGAGAAGAUUCCAUGGAUGUUGCAUUUUCAGCAUACCAAGUCAUUUGUUUAUUAGCAUCUGUAAUUGGAUUGGAUUUUUUUAUUUAGCACUUUUAGGGCAUGGGCAAUAGGUGUAUGUGGAGGUAAAGGAACAGUGAGUGAGUUAGGCAACAGCAAGCACAAACUUGUGCAAGUAAAACAUGUCAGACCUGCAAGCAUUUGGCAUCAUCAGGUCAAGACAGAAGUAGUCUAAUUAUAAUCUUUAUUUUAUUUUUUUUUUCCUUCCUUAUUACCAAGAAGAUGCCCAGCUCUGUCCAGGCAUCUUGCAGCACUUAAUAUUGUAUCUGCAUUUUGAUUCACCGACACUUCAGUCGGUACCUGGGACGAUGGGAAAGAAAAAAAAACAAGAAUAAUAAUUGAUAUUUUUUAUACUUGCAUGUAGACUCCUAUAUCAUUGGUCUGGAAUAGUUCUGUAUAACUUAAUAUAUAUUGACACCUUUAUUCUCUAGGUUUUCCAUAAUGCUGAAUCAGUAUAUAUAUAUAUAUAUAUAUGUAGGAACUGAAAGGUCUUUGAAGCCGAAGACCAUCAUGUUUUUAGUACUGAUGGUUCCACUUAGAGCUUGGGGGAGUACCUCGUCUUUCGCUCAGAUCCUUAGCGUUCUGUGAUGUUGUGGGUUAGUUAUGCCAGCUUCUGAUCGUUGAUGCAAGCUGCUCUCUAGAGUAGGGGUACAAGAAAACCAUGUGUAUGUAUAUAUGUGUAUAUGUACAAGCCCCCCCUCUCCUUUCCCAUUCAACAAACCCUUUAACACCUGUCCCUUCCCACCCCUACCCCUUAAUUCCAAGAAUGUGACAAAAACAUGAUAGCAGCCCUUCUUAUAACUCAGAACUUUUGCAGAGGUAGUUAUCAAUCGUCCAUCUGGACACAGUUUUUCUGAGCUCCCACGUUAGCUUUGAGGAGCACGAGCUAGUUGUGUCAAUCCCCCGGUCUCACUGAACCAUCGUGGUGGUGCCAGAAGUCCUCGACACCCCUACCCAAAACGAGGGUGGCUAGAUUGCAUAGUCUUGAUCAUUGUUUAGCACCAAAGACACCUUCAGAAACCCAGCUGAGCAUGGAGUACUUGCAUACCUGCUCUCCCAUGGUAUCUCUUUGAUAAUCUCUCUCUUUGAUGAUAAACACAGCACCACAUUGGUUGGGUUAAAGUCAUUCUUUUUAAUCCAUCUAAAUCUGCAAAUUCUCUUACUAGUAUAGACUAUAUACUUUGGAUAGAUAAAAGAUUUUUUUUCCAGACCUAUAAUACCUACAGUGGAAGAAAUUGUAUUGUAUCAUUCCAUACUCCUUGGCUGGAGUGUAUGCACAUCAGUAAUAAAUUGUGUGUUGAAGUGCACAACUCUUUCAUAAAGGGACAAGACAAAGAAAAAGUAUAAGCAAAAUAUAAUUUAGAUAAGAGAGAGAGAGAGAGAAAAAAAAAAGUAGAAACAGAAGCAAAGAGAAACAGACAAGGAACAGGUUAUAUUUGAUACCCGCUCUUAUUGAAUAGGUAUGAUUUGUGCUCAAGAAUUUAUGUAGAGCUAAGAAUGGCAUUAUCCUGUCUUUAUAGAAAAUAUUAUUAGAAUUUUUCACUAUUUAUUCCUCCCCCUGACCCCAUUAUUUGACUGCCUAUUUUCUGAUAGAGAGAACUGAUAACUGGUUAUCAUGCAUUAUUUUUCUAGUGGCUAGGAAUGAAGGGAAGAAAUUUUGAGGUGGUUGCUGUCUGUCAAUGGAACUUCUGAAUCACAAAUUAAAAGAUUGAGAUUUAUGUUGCAACUGAACAAAGUAAUGCUAUCAGUGUUUUGUGUGUGGUAAUAAGAUACCUUGUGUGCAUGAACUGGGCAGAAUUUUGUUAAUCUCAUUUUAGCAAAUUGGUCUUUUGCAUUUCUUGAACUCUGUUGUUGCAUAAUAUACAAGAAGUCUUCAUAUAAAUCUGAAUUUUGAAAGUAUAUGGUAGAACACAUUCCAGAACCUGACCCAGAAUUUUAGCUGACAGCAAAUGUUUGAGAAAGGCUGAUUAUCACUAUUGUUAUUUCUCUCCCUUGCCUUUCAAGUUUCUCCAACUUCUCAUUUUACUCCAGUAAAACGUUUCAAGGUAGCAGGCAGGAUUUUAUCAUCUGUUGCAACACAAAAUAGCAGUGUUUUCCUAGAGUUGCAAUGGGGUUCUGGUUGUUAAUUUAGAGUUUGGUUCAUGAUUGAUUUACUAGUAUUAUUAUUAUUUAUAAUUUUUUUCUUUCUUUUUUUAUCAUCUUGAAUGUAGUGCAGUGAUUUUAUUUUCCUUCUUUUUAUGCUGUUUACUAUAUUGUUUUCCAUUUAUCUCCAAAUGAUCUGUGACAAUGUGUGAAUCCUUUUUUUUUGUUGUUGUUGCUAUUCUAACAGGUAUUUCUAGUAGGAAAAGGCCUUGUUCGUAUCUUUAAUUUUAUCUUAUAGACGUUUCUUCCAUAAAAAAUAUAAUUAUAAAAUUUAAAAAACCAAAGAAUGUACUAGAAUCAAGUUUCUCUUAACAGAAAAAAUUAUAAAGGAAAGAUGACGGUACUCUAGGUCUGUAAUGGCAGUUCAUUACAGAUUUAGGGAAAACUAUAAAAGUUUGGUUUUAUACACACACACACACACACACACACA
Molecule: messenger RNA, 3817 nt
Organism: Penaeus chinensis
Lineage: Eukaryota; Metazoa; Arthropoda; Malacostraca; Decapoda; Penaeidae
Product: ras-related protein Rab-2A
Exons: 5
Coding region: 102-743 (213 amino acids)
Cellular component (GO): Golgi apparatus
Molecular function (GO): GTP binding; GTPase activity
Source: RefSeq, a predicted model, not a curated record